Puma concolor (puma) is the source of this 1077-nucleotide messenger RNA. The record is from RefSeq and is a predicted model, not a curated record. NCBI's taxonomy places the organism in Eukaryota, Metazoa, Chordata, Mammalia, Carnivora, Felidae.
AUGGAUGAAAUUUAUAAGAUCGCUUCCACAGAAAGGAUCCAGCAGUUAGAAAAAGAACUGGCUUUGCAACUGACUGAACUAAAGUCUGAGAUAGAAGAACAGGAGACUCAUCAAGCUUACAGCUCUAUUCGAAUGCCCAAGGACAUUUCUUACUUUCGAAGAGAAAGGGAAUUGGCUCUAAAGAAAACUUUACAGGUGGCUGAGUCAAAGCCCCUUGUUGUUCAAGCAGAUGUCAUGCAGAGGGAGCUAGAGAGCUGCCUAAGAAGAGAGUACACUCCUGAAAAUUUACCUUUGCUUCUGUUGCAGAAACAAGUUGCUUACAUUAUGCAGGAAUACAAUGAUGCCCUUCAGAGAGCUGAAAGAUUGUCUGUUGCACGAGAAAACUUCCUUCUGGGAAAAAACAAUCCUUCUAACUUAGUGACACAAGAAGACCUGACUAUUUACACAAAGUGGAUUGUAUGUCACCUACACUCGCUCAGGACUGUUCACCACUACCUACGGUCCCUCCAGUAUUUGCCCAUCUCCAAAGUGCUGAGUGUAGCUAUUGAUGAAUUUCCUGAGGCUUGUCAGGAGAAUGAAAAUGUAUGUGUUGAUGACAUCGACCCUAAUAUCCAGAGUUCUGGAUCUCUAGACCCUGUGGAUACCAGCAUUUCAGGGCUGACAAGAACAGAAGCUGCUUUCUCCCUGCCCCAACACGUGACUGAAAGAGAAGGACUGAAACCCCAGCUGAGGCUCCUGCUCUCCCAUUUUAAUAUCCCAUAUGACGUGGAAGAGCUAAGGGAUGCUACUAAGGAAAUGGAACUUUUUAAUUUGGUUUCCCAAAAAUUUCAAAGCAUCUUUAUGGAGCAACAGAGAAUGCAAACAUUUCCAGACUAUGAUGCGAAGAUAGCUACUAUGGAGAAUUUGGGUUUGGCAGGACCUGGUAUGGCCUUGAAAAAGAAAGCUAACUGGAUUUCCUUUAUAAAGAUUAAGCCAAAAUGUGAUCCUUGGCAAAAGAAGAUGUUGACCAAACUAAAAGAACGGAAAAGAAUUGAUGCAUUAAUGCAACUCCAAGCAAAGUUUUUGAAGAAAUAUUAG